AUGAGUGAGAAAGAAAAGACAGUUGAAGAGGUGAAACAACCAGAGAACGAAGAUAAGAAAGACGAAAAAGAAGUUCAAGAAACGAAAGAAAGUGAAGAUUUAGAAAACUCAACGAACUCAAAAGAAGACUCUGAGUUGACUGACUCUGAGAUAAGCGACUCUGAAGAAAGUGAGUCGGAGAAAAAAAGUGGGUUGGACAUAUUACUUGAUCCCAAUUUUGAUGAGUUGGACUAUGAAGACAGUGAGUUGGUGACGAUUUAUAAAAGUGCACUUCAUGAACAUAUUGUAAGUACACAAGAGUUGAAGGACGGACUCACUAAAAAGAUAGAAGACACGCAACAAACAGUGAAACAAUUACUACUCAAAGAACAACAAUACAAACAAAGUCUGACUUCUUCUGCUGCUUUAAUAAAAGAACUCAAAGAGAAUUUCACGAACUACGCAAAUAAAUACGUUGAAAUGACGGAAAACUACGAGAACGAACAAAAGGAACAUAAUAAGACCCUUUCGGAAUUACAUAACUUGGAAACUGCGACAAAGACGAUGAUUACCCCAAACAUGUCAAUGUUGGCUGCUCUUGAAAUUACAGUGAAGAAUGGCAAAAUAGAAGGAGUCGCUGUAAAAGAGAGUCUUGAUGCUGCACGAGACGACGCGAUGCUAAAGAUACAAAUCAUGACGAAGAAAAUUGAAGAAUUGCAAAGGCAAGUCACAUCUUCCAAAAUUGAAGUUGCGAAGACUGGGGAGGAGAUCGAGAAGUCAAAACAAAGUGCGCAAGACGCGCUUCGCAAGAACGAGGAGUUAACCAAAGAACUUGGGUUGACUGGGAUGCAAGUUAAAAUGAAAGACGAUGAAAUUGAGAAGUUAAAGAAGGCGGUCGACGAGCUUAAAAAUCGCGAGAGGGCAUUAGUCGAACAAAACGAACGAGUCAAAAAGGUGAUAACUAGUAAGAAUGAAAUCAUCAAAGCCACGAAAGGGAUGGACGGAGGGGGAUUGUCUUCUGCGGCGAUGUUAAUGAAACAGAAUCUGUUAAAGAAAGGGAAAGAAGAAGGAAAACAAUAUGCGCUUCCGGUCGUAAAGAUGAAUGAAAAGGCACUUCCAACAAGUGAAGAAAAGUGUGAAGAAAAGAAGAGUGAAAGUGUGAAAAAGGAAGAGAGUAAGUUGGCACGAAUCAAAAUGCCCGACUUUGGAAAGAAAAUAGACACAAAACUCGAAGAGAAUAAAGAAAAGAAGGAAACAACAAUGCCACAAAACAAAACCCCAAUGACUUUUGGCGAGUUGAUGAAAAUGGGACAAAUAGAAAAAUCAGCUCAAGUGAACUUGUUCCCACAACAACAAAUUCCUGCGCAACAACAAGAGGCAAAAAGUCCAUUUGGAUUCAGCUUUGGUAAUUUCCAGAGUAAACUUGACAGUCGACUGAAUGGAGAAAAGCCGGAAACCCGAAUGGAAAGACGGCGCAAGCGACACGAAUUCAGAAUGAAUCCAUUGUUGUCCAUUUUUGGUGUAACCGAACAAAAGACAAUUGCGAGUGUUGAUGGGAUCAUUGAUUUUGGAAUUUCACAGAAUGGGUUAAUAGUAGUUCGUUCGACAGGGAAUAGCGGAGAAGUCAAUUUGAUCUCAACACACAACUUUGAGUCAACAAAGUUGUACGAAAGAGAUGUGAGGAUGGGUUCACAAACAAGCAGUGGCUUCUGUUUAGUCAACAGCACCAGUGUCAUUCUGUAUGGAACGACUGAAAUGGAAUAUCCGAUGAGUAAUGUGUCUGCUGUUGGUGAGAGUGAUAAUGGAAUUGUGUUAAUUGACUACGAUGGAGGAGUGUGUGAGAUAGUAGAUGGAUGCUUUAAUUACAUCGACUCUGUGUCUUUCAGACCAUUUGGGAAUGUCUAUUAUGUGGAGAGAAGUUAUGAACGGAUGUAUCUCUUUGUUGAUAACAUGGGACAUCUUGCACUGUAUAAAAGAGGACUUUGUGCUGCGUCAAAUCCGAACACUACUGUUCUGGCGUUUUCUGUCUUGAACGACAAGGUGUUUGCUAUCAACAAGAAUAUGCCAAAUGAGAUUUGUGUGAUGGAGUUCAACACAUUGAAUGUGAUCAAUACUAUAAGUUUGGAACACCCCGUUUGGAAAUUGGUCUGUUUACCUGGACUAAUCGGAGCGAUUGGCGAAAAGGACGUGUACGUAUUUAACAACAAUUUCUCAAGGAAAUUGGAGUAUGAACGAAAAGAGGGAGACAAGAUGAUCGGCGUCGCUUUUGUGCAACGUAAUGGUCAAAUUCAAACGGUCGUUGCAACAACCACUGAAGUCAGACUUGCAGAUUCCAUGUGCUGCCAACACGAUUUCAUUGAUUUUAAAUCGUCUGGAAUGAUGACUACGAUCUGUUGUGUAUGUAAUAUGCCUUGCAGAAAAGGUAAGCGUUGCAAACAAUGUGGCACUGUAUUUCACCCCGAGUGUGGGUUGAAGUUUAAAGGACAAUUUUUGACCCAAUUUAGCCCAUGUUGGGGUGAAAAAGUCGAGUAA
Molecule: messenger RNA, 2511 nt
Organism: Entamoeba invadens IP1
Lineage: Eukaryota; Evosea; Mastigamoebida; Endamoebidae
Product: myosin heavy chain, clone, putative
Exons: 1
Coding region: 1-2511 (836 amino acids)
Source: RefSeq, a predicted model, not a curated record